AUGUGCGGAAUCUUUGCCUACCUGUCAUACUUUGUUGAGAAGGACCGCAAGUACAUCACCGACACUCUGCUCAACGGACUGUCGCGCCUCGAGUACCGCGGGUACGACUCGUCGGGCAUUGCCAUUGCCGGCGAUACCGAGGAGGAGACCGUGAUCAUCAAGCAGGUCGGCAAGGUGUCGGCCCUCCGUGCGCUGGUCGACUCGCAGGACCUCGACAUGAGCAAGACCUACAGCGUGCAGACGUCGAUCUCGCACACACGCUGGGCCACGCACGGGCAGCCGUCGCCGGUCAACGCGCACCCGCACCGGUCGAGCCCCGAGAACGAGUUCACGAUUGUGCACAACGGCAUCAUCACCAACUACAAGGAGAUCACGACGCUGCUGCGCAACAAGGGCUAUGUGUUUGAGACGGACACGGACACGGAGGUGGCAGCCAAGCUGCUCAAGUAUGUGUUUGACUCGCAGCGCGGCAACCCGAUCAGCUUCCCCGACCUGGCCAAGGCGGUGAUCAAGGAGCUGGAGGGCGCCUUUGCGUUCCUGAUCAAGAGUGUCCACUACCCAGGCCAGAUCAUCGCUGCCCGCCGUGGCUCGCCGCUGCUGAUCGGAAUCAAGACCGCCGAGAGCCUCAAUGUCGACUUUGUUGAUGUCGAGUUUGCCGAGAGCACCACCAGCGUUGCCGCAUCGAGCAUCAACGAGGAGAAGGCGCCAGCCUACGCCAAGCGCGCGCAGUCCCGCACCUUCACCCGCGCCGACGGCACCAGCCAGCCGCUCGAGUACUUCCUUGCGUCGGACCCGUCGGCCAUCAUCGAGCACACGCGGCGCGUGCUGUACCUCGAGGACGAGGACAUUGCGCACAUCAGCGACAAGGGCGACCUGCACAUCUACCGCAUGCGGCGUGACGACGGCAUGUCGUCGAUCCGGGCAACUUCCCGCACUUUCAUGCUCAAGGAGAUCUACGAGCAGCCCGAGUCGGUUGUCAACACCAUCCGCGGCCGCGUCGACUUCUCCAAGCACAACGUUGUGCUGGGCGGCCUGCGCAACUACCUGGCCUCGAUCCGCCGCUGCCGCCGCAUUGUGUUCUGCGCCUGCGGCACCUCGUACAACUCGUGCCUGGCCACGCGCGCCAUCUUUGAGGAGCUCACCGAGAUCCCCGUGUCGGUCGAGCUGUCGUCCGAGUUCCUGGACCGCAAGUCGCCCAUCUUCCGCGACGACGUCUGCGUGUUUGUGUCGCAGUCGGGCGAGACCGCCGACACCAUCCUGGCCCUGCGCUACUGCCUGGAGCGCGGCGCCCUGUGCGUCGGCGUCACCAACACCGUCGGCUCGUCGAUCUCGCGCGAGACCCACUGCGGUGUCCACAUCAACGCGGGCCCCGAGAUCGGAGUUGCCUCCACCAAGGCAUACACGUCGCAGUACCUGGCGCUGGUCAUGAUGGCGCUGCAGCUGGGCGAGGACCGCAUCUCAAUGACCGACCGCCGCCGCGAGAUCAUCAACGGCCUGCGCGAGCUGCCCAGCCUCGUCAAGGAGGUGCUGGCGCUUGACGAGAGCAUCAAGGAGCUGUCCAAGAGCCUGUACCAGCAGAAGAGCAUGCUGGUGCUGAGCCGCGGCUUCCAGAGCGCCACCUGCCUCGAGGGCGCUCUGAAGAUCAAGGAGCUGUCGUACAUCCACUGCGAGGGCAUCAUGGCCGGCGAGCUCAAGCACGGCCCGCUGGCGCUCAUCGACGAGAACAUCCCCGUCAUCAUCAUCAUGACCAAGGAUGCCUACUACCCCAAGGUGCAGAGCGCCUUGCAGCAGGUCCAGGCCCGCAAGGGCAAGCCCAUCGUCAUUUGCAACUCCGACGACGACAGGAUCGACAGCUCGCUGCCCACCAUCCGCAUCCCCCACACCGUCGACUGCCUGCAGGGCAUCCUGUCCAUCAUCCCCCUGCAGCUGCUGUCGUACCACAUGGCCACCCUCAACGGCGUCGAUGUCGACUUCCCGCGCAACCUGGCCAAGUCUGUCACUGUCGAGUAG
This is a messenger RNA of Linderina pennispora, 2010 nucleotides long. RefSeq names its product isomerising glucosamine-fructose-6-phosphate aminotransferase. Gene Ontology annotation, molecular function: L-glutamine:D-fructose-6-phosphate transaminase (isomerizing) activity; carbohydrate derivative binding. Gene Ontology annotation, biological process: protein N-linked glycosylation; UDP-N-acetylglucosamine metabolic process; fructose 6-phosphate metabolic process. Lineage: Eukaryota; Fungi; Kickxellomycota; Kickxellomycetes; Kickxellales; Kickxellaceae. The transcript has 2 exons. Bases 1 to 2010 code for a protein of 669 amino acids. The record is from RefSeq and is a predicted model, not a curated record.